AUGAGUUCCGAAACAGAAAUUCCGCUAAGCUUCUUUGGAAACAAACUGCAACUUCUGUUGGGCCCUAUCUCGGGGAAGAUCGAGGAGUUUGCCCAAGAUGACUUUCCUCACAAAGUCAAUCUUAUCCAAAGUGCUCCGUGUGAUGGACAAGACAGAUGCUCCUUCUUACCCUCUGUCCGCGAAGCGGCUAGCUGUCAUAACAAACAGGACCUUAUCCAAAGAUGCUCGCCUAUCUUGGGACAUCAGGGUCUGAGAGAUGCGGUUGCGAAGAGCAUAUUAGGUGAAGAAAAUUCCUCAACUAGAGGAGCUCAGAUAUUGGAGCCUUCAAUCUGGUCUGCAAUCUUAUCGCCCGCUACCACUCGCCUCGAGGAAAAGUAUAUCUACCAGAGGCCAUGUCUUCGAAACUAUUUACAAGCAGCGUUGGACGCUGGACUCGACUGCGAGGUAUUUGACCGUUUUGAUACCAGCUGCAAACAAGUGGAUUUCGAUUCAUACAAGAAGAUGUUGAUCGCUACUGAGGCAGGCAGCGCCAUCUUGUUGUAUGCCUGCGGUGAUGAUGUGACUGGCAACGAUUUCUCAGAGGAAAAAUGGGUUGAGGUUGGAAGAAUAAUCAAAGAGAGGAACUUGUUUCCUAUUUUUAACGCGGCAUAUCUGGGCCUCGCCUUAGGACUUGUUGAUAAAGAUGCGUUUGCGGUCCGCUAUUUCAUUGAUGAGCUGAAGAUUGAGACGGCAGUAUGCGCAUCUUAUGACCAUUCCAUGGGGCUCUACGGAGUCGGCUGUUUGCUGGUGUACACAUCAUCAAAUACCAACGCAUCUGACUGCUCGGCUUUCCUCGAGCAAGUCCAACGGUCGCAGAUGUCGAGCCCGCCUCGUUAUGGUGCUAGUGUUGCACACCUUGUAUUGACAGAUUCCGAGCUCACUGAGAAAUGGGCGAAAGACCUUGAACACCUUGUUAUCUCAGACGAUAUCUCUAUGACUCGUUGCUGGAUCAAGAACUUCAUCAUCCGCCAGAAGGGGCUAUUUGGAUUUCUCGGGCUAUCGAGGGCGGCUGUCAAAGAGUUGAGAGAAACGUAUCAUAUUUACAUGGCUGACAAUUCUCGAAUUUCUUUGGCGGCACUGAACGAAGAGAAUGCCAUGUAUUUGGCAAUCGCUUUGGCGGAUUGUGUACGGAAUGAACUUCUGAACCAUUUCUAG
Molecule: messenger RNA, 1194 nt
Organism: Clonostachys rhizophaga
Lineage: Eukaryota; Fungi; Ascomycota; Sordariomycetes; Hypocreales; Bionectriaceae
Source: the annotation of a GenBank genome assembly